AUUUGUUAUAAAAAUGGCUACGCUGCGAGCCUUUAGUCGUAAUAUACCUUAUUUACGCCAACAAUUUUCAGCAUUAUUAGGAAACACAUCGCCUUCAGUUAAAUUUAUUUGUGUUGUAGUUGUAAUAGGUUACAUAUUAUCAUUUUCUGAGGAUGUCAUCAAUGUGCUUAGCGUUACCCCUGGUUAUUUAUUACCUCCCUCAUUUCAAUUAUGGUCUACUUUUACCUUUUGGUUCCUUGAAAUACACUUGUGGGAGGUGAUUAUAGAUGUAAUAACGGUAGGUUUGUGCGGAAAACUGAUCGAACCGUUAUGGGGUCAAAUAGAGAUGAUGAAGUUUUUUAUGUUAACAAAUAUUGGUGUAGCAUUCCUGACGACUUUUUACUACCUGAUGAUAUUUAUGUGGACUCAGGAAACAUCAUAUCUCUUCGAUAUACACGUACACGGACUCGCAGGAUAUUUAGCAGCAGUGAGUGUAGCUGUGAAACAAAUACUUCCAGACCAUUUAUUGAUUAAAACACCUUUAGGUAAACUUACAAACCGAUCCCUUCCACUCCUGAUUCUAAUACUGGCAAUUAUAUUUUGGGCUGUGGGUGCCUUGGAAGGAACUUAUCCAUGUAUGUGGGGUAGUGGUACAUUGCUUUCAUGGAUAUAUCUAAGAUUCUGGCAGCGUCAUAGUAAUGGUUCCAGAGGUGAUAUGGCUGAUAAUUUCAGUUUUGAUAAUUUCUUUCCUACUGUUCUCCAGCCUGUUAUAAGAGGAAUUUUAAGUCCAAUUCAUCGUUGCUUUGUAAGAUUAGGUUUGUGCUCACCUAGUCAGAGAAGAGUUCAUCUAGCACUUAGUCCUCGUGGGGUUACAAUCACUAUGCCAGGUGUUGAACCACAGGACAUGGAGAGAAGGCGGCAAAUUGCGCUUAAAGCCUUGAGUGAAAGGUUAUCUAAAACAUCUGAACAAACACGGCAAAAGAACUUAUCUACAAAAGUUAACAUAGAUGCUGUGAGGAAAAUGCAGUCCUCUCAUGUGAUUCCCCAAUUUCCGACUGAACCAGAAGCUAUUACAUCACCUGCAGAAGCUACAUUAGUGGAUAUUGGCACUGAGGCACCACCAACAGCUAAGACUUCAUGAUCUUUGUCACUUGUCUAGAAUCCACUAGGCAUGUCUUUUUGCAGAAUUGAAUUGAUUUUAAUGUCAAUAGGUCUGUGUAAAUACCAUUUCAUUUUUUUUUAUAACUAGUACCACAUUAAAGUAAAAUUGGUACUGCAUGUUUUGUCCAAAACCAAAGAAAAAAUAUUAAUUUCCAGAUGAAUUUUCUCAGAAUUGAAUAUUUUAUUAUAGUAAUACAGGAUUUUUUAAAUCACGAUUAAAGGAUUUAGUAGAUAAAGGAAAAUGGUUUGUUACACAACACAAAUUAUCUAUAGAUAAUUAUUAUCUUUAUCUCUGUUAUUAGUCAGUAUAACAAAGUUAAAGAUUGAAAUCCAGAUUUUUUCUAUAUGAAAAAGUAUAUCAAAAGGUUAUUUGUUAUUGCUGACCUUCACAAAGAUGUUAAAAAAAUUACUAUUUCUAGGUUAGAUAUAUUUGUUUAUAAGUUUCUACACAGUUUCAGUGUAGGAUGAAAUUUUUUGGCAUUGAUGUGAAUAGGGACUGAUAGGUUAAGAUACCUUUGAACAAAGCUAUACAGUUAUUUUUGAGAAAGUCGGGAAUUGAUUUUGAAAUUAUAAUAAUUGAGCAUAGAAUGUCCUACAUUGCCACUGUGCCACUCUUUAAUUACUUUCAAUGUAUUUAUAUUUCUGGUAUUAAACUUAUA
Messenger RNA from Pieris brassicae (large cabbage white), 1799 nucleotides. Its product is annotated as transmembrane protein 115. The coding region runs from base 14 to 1120 and encodes 368 amino acids. Gene Ontology annotation, cellular component: membrane; Golgi apparatus. Gene Ontology annotation, biological process: retrograde vesicle-mediated transport, Golgi to endoplasmic reticulum. The transcript is spliced from 4 exons. NCBI's taxonomy places the organism in Eukaryota, Metazoa, Arthropoda, Insecta, Lepidoptera, Pieridae. The record is from RefSeq and is a predicted model, not a curated record.